AUGGUUUCUGUUCGUAAUGUUGUUAUAAUCGUGAAGCAAAUCUUGGAAGAGUGGAUUGUUCGGGAGUCUGGAAUACUGUCCAAAACACAAUGCGAAACCUUGCUACGUUCUGAAGAGACUAUCUCUACCUUACCUACCAAAAGAGGAAAUUACCCGAGAUAUCCCCUCUAUGAGGAAAUUUCAAAAAAGUUACAUCAGUGGCUGUCCACUGGGAAUUUUCCUGUAAAAAGCGAAGCUUGUGGAUUACUUUCGGAGGAAAAUUUUUUUCAAGAAAGAAAAGGAAUCAGUUACGAAAAAGUUUCGCUGGUACUGGCCUCCCUUAACGAUUCUUGGACAGAGAUUUCUGAUGAAGAAAAACAUCUUCAGUUUUCUUCUAUCAUAAAAAUUCUUGGCGUUAGAGGAUUGCUUGAUCUGCUUAAUAUUCGUCACACGCAAGGAAGUGUUGAUAUUUUUCCUCCUCCUGUUAAAGUUCUAAUUGAAUCCUUUAACGAGAAACACAAACCAAAUGCCAAUUUGACAGUUGGUGCAAGGGCCUUGUCUAAACACUGUCACAGGGAUUCCAGUGAGUGGUGGGGUGCCUGUGCGGGUAGUGAACAAGUUAAGAACGAACAUGCUAUUACAGUUGUAAUGCGUAUACUAGAGGAUGCUUCAUGGAUUAAUAUCCACCUACUGCCACAUGAGCUCAAAGUUAUUGAAGUGAGGUGCACUGAAGGUUACGGCGCAAGAUGGAGUCAUGAUGGAAAAGUUUUCCGUGGAUUUCUUGAGCCUCAAAUGGAGGAUGGUCAUGCAGCAGGGUGGAAGCAUUGA
Pocillopora meandrina is the source of this 807-nucleotide messenger RNA. The record is from the annotation of a GenBank genome assembly. Lineage: Eukaryota; Metazoa; Cnidaria; Anthozoa; Scleractinia; Pocilloporidae.